UGGGCACAAUUUGUUCGCGUUGAAUUUAUGCGAUCCGUACUCGUAUUUUCAUUACUCUCACUAUCAUUAACAACACUCACUUCAUCGGCAAAACAUUUGCUGCAAGACGAUGAACCAUGGGAAUUAGAUGCACCAUGCGAGCCGUAUAUUGAGGAAUUUGGUAGCAGAGCAUCAGAAAUGAUCAAUUGCGCAUCAAAGAAUUCGUUACCACCAAAAACUAGUGUCAAAUCAUUGGAUAACACGCCUUGCUCUACUGUAAUAUUCUCGAAUUAUCUCGUCUCGUACAUUUCUGAAAUAUCAAAUGCUAUUACACGAAAAAUUUGGGAUCAGUCACGAUGUAGCUCAUGUAUGGAUAUAGAGUGGAAACUGGAGCAGAAUGAAACAGGUUAUAGAUACACAAAGAAUGUUUUCGAUUUUGAGAAUAAACUGUAUGCUUGGCGUGAUUGUGUGCAAAAUUUGAGUGGUGGUGGUGAUGAAGACUUAACAAGCGCGAAUUAUUCGAUAAUUUGUGAAAACUGCAUUCAACAAUUCAAUUCGUUGUUUCAUUUUUACUGGGAUGUUUAUGUGAAACGAGAUACAGACUUUUGUGUGGAUGUUGAGACGACGGUCUGUUUUCAUUCUUACUCUUUGCAUUCAUUGUUUACUAAACGUGAAUGCCCACUGGGCGGUGAUGGUUUCAUAAACGAGUUUCAGCUGAAUGAAAUUAUUCAGAUGAAUGAUACGAUGGACGUUUGGCAUAAUGUAUGGAAGUGUGUCGAUAAUACAGGGAAGGAUCGAAGUCACGAUUUAACAUUCAUUAUAUUCAGUUUCGUUAUUCUAACAACGCUAACAUUCCUCUUUUAUUUGGCGAGUUAUGUGCAGAGUGAACGAAUCAACAGGACUCUUGUACAGUAUUCUCAUCUGGAAGUACCUCGUGGUAUUCGUUCACGGAUAUUGAGCUCAUCUGCAAUCACCGAUCAAAGUAAUCAGCAACAAGCGAAUGGAGAAGAAGGUGUUGAUCAGUUGACAUUUUACCGAGAGAAGUGUGAGGAGCAUGUGUCGAAGUUCAAGGAAUUAUUGGAUGAAUGCAACGCGCGAGUAAACUCUCGUAGCAAAACUGAGGAGACGUGCCAUGAAGAAAUGGUUGAUUAUAUACAUCAUCUCGAUGAUUGCGCGAUGCCGAAAGCGUUUGCAACACUGAAGUGA
Molecule: messenger RNA, 1185 nt
Organism: Anisakis simplex (herring worm)
Lineage: Eukaryota; Metazoa; Nematoda; Chromadorea; Rhabditida; Anisakidae
Source: the annotation of a GenBank genome assembly